Molecule: messenger RNA, 1463 nt
Organism: Oryzias melastigma (Indian medaka)
Lineage: Eukaryota; Metazoa; Chordata; Actinopteri; Beloniformes; Adrianichthyidae
Gene: nkx6-1
Product: NK6 homeobox 1
Exons: 3
Coding region: 312-1265 (317 amino acids)
Biological process (GO): regulation of transcription by RNA polymerase II; cell differentiation
Cellular component (GO): nucleus
Molecular function (GO): RNA polymerase II cis-regulatory region sequence-specific DNA binding; DNA-binding transcription factor activity, RNA polymerase II-specific
Source: RefSeq, a predicted model, not a curated record
CGCUCCCGCACCUGUAGCCCCCCCGACCAGAACCGGGCCUCGAGCCAAUCAGGAUGAGCGCCUCUAUCUGGAUGCUCUACGUCAUCAUCCGUCGGUCCAAUCCGGCGGCAGGACCCCCCCUCCCUCCCCCUCCCUGAAAGUUUGGACCCGCAGCCCGGACUCGUCUUCAGGACCCGCGCGGGCUGCAGGACGGAUCGGAGCGGAGCGCGGCCGGACCGGAGCCGGAUCUGGACCCGGUCUGUCAGCGGAACCUUCGGGGAUGUUCGGGCCGGAGCGCGAGCCGCGGUAGUGUCAGCGCAGACCCCCCCGUGAUGCUAGCCGCGGGUCCGAUGGACGGGUCCCGACAGAGCGCCUUCCUCCUCAGCAGCCCCCCCCUGGCCGCUCUGCACAGCAUGGCGGAGAUGAAGACCCCCCUGUACCCCGCGUACCCGCUGUCCUCCCCCGGGCCCGCCUCCUCCACGUCCCCGGCCACCACGUCCCCGAACCCCGGCGGCAUGGCGGCGUCCUCCCCCAGCACCAAGAGCUCCUCGUCGCUGGGCUCCCCCCAGCAGAGCUCCUCCGCCACCCCCCACGGCAUCAACGACAUCCUCAACCGGCCGUCCGCCGCCGGCCCCCCCGCGGCGGGACUCCUGCCGGGCCUGCCCCGCUUCAGCAGCCUCAGCCCGCCGCCCCCCCCCGGACUGUACUUCAGCCCCGGCGCGGCGGCGGUGGCGGUGGCCCGGUACCCGAAGCCGCUGGCGGAGCUGCCGGGCCGGACGCCGAUCUUCUGGCCCGGCGUCAUGCAGAGCCCGCACUGGCGGGACGCCCGCUUCGCCUGCUCCCCCCAUCAGAACUCGGUUCUGCUGGAUAAGGACGGGAAGCGGAAGCACACGCGGCCCACCUUCUCCGGACAGCAGAUCUUCGCGCUGGAGAAGACGUUCGAGCAGACCAAGUACCUGGCGGGGCCCGAGCGCGCGCGCCUGGCGUACUCGCUGGGGAUGACGGAGAGCCAGGUGAAGGUCUGGUUCCAGAACCGGCGGACCAAGUGGCGGAAGAAGCACGCGGCGGAGAUGGCCUCCGCCAAGAAGAAGCAGGACUCGGAGACGGAGCGGCUGAAGGGCGCGUCCGAGCACGAGCACGAGCACGACGACGAGGACGAGGACUACAACAAGCCUCUGGACCCGAACUCGGACGACGAGAAGAUCACGCAGCUGCUGCGGAAGCACAAAGCGGGGCCCGCGGGGCCCGCGCUGCACGCGCUCACGUCGGAGACGGACAGCUCGUGAGACGCGGGAGUUCUCACGCUUGUUUUUGCACGGACUCCACGGUCCGAACCCGGACCGGUUCCGACACUGAAGCCGCCACCUUUCUGUAGAUACGAACUCUGCGGUCCCUGAACGCAGCACGCCUCGGUCCUCGCGCGCGCGGGGGCACGCGCCGCUUCAUGUAAAGCACUUUUAUUUAAUAAAAGCCCGAAAGUUGAA